This is a messenger RNA of Leptosia nina, 201 nucleotides long. NCBI's taxonomy places the organism in Eukaryota, Metazoa, Arthropoda, Insecta, Lepidoptera, Pieridae. The record is from the annotation of a GenBank genome assembly.
AUGCUGGGCGGCGUGGGCGGGCGGCAUGCGUCCGUACGGCGGCGUGGCAGUUCGCCGGGCGUGCAUGCGCGUCGCGAUAACAUGUCAUCGCCGCCCGCGUCGCCGCGUCCGAUGCGCAGGCGACGCGCCGCUGUCGCUGUCUCCGAUCACAAGACAUGUGCGCUUAUUCACACACGUCUCAAACUCGGAGACAUUAUGUAA